Messenger RNA from Ruditapes philippinarum (Manila clam), 5259 nucleotides. Its product is annotated as transcription initiation factor TFIID subunit 3-like. Gene Ontology annotation, molecular function: DNA binding; protein heterodimerization activity. The record is from RefSeq and is a predicted model, not a curated record. NCBI's taxonomy places the organism in Eukaryota, Metazoa, Mollusca, Bivalvia, Venerida, Veneridae. The coding region runs from base 122 to 4618 and encodes 1498 amino acids. Gene Ontology annotation, cellular component: transcription factor TFIID complex. The transcript is spliced from 11 exons.
UAUAUGAACGUGUACGGUGAAAAAGCUGAACUAUUUUUCAAGAUGGCGACAAGUUUACAUUUACAAUGUUGAAAUUUAGAUUUUAUUGUUUAUACCUUGUUUAAAACAAAAUGCAUUAAGAAUGACACAGGAAUAUAGCCGAGCAUGUCUGCGUGUGGCAGUGGCACAGAUCUGUCAACACCUGGGAUGGAACUCUAUACAUACAACACCCAUGGAGCUUUUGACAGAUGUCCUAGAGAGGUACUUGGUUCAAGUAGGCAAAGUGACCCAUAGAUACUCAGAACAAUUUGGACGGACAGAUGCUCGCCUCGAAGAUGUAUUCAUGGCAUUUACACACAUGGGUGUUCAAGUGCACGAAUUAGAAGAUUAUGUCAAACAUGUGGAUCCAUUACCAUUUGCCAAGGAAAUUGUGUCAUACCCAACACCCCAGGAAAAUGACUUAAAGUUCCCAAAUCCUGACAGUACAGAAGUACAGCAGAGGAAGGUGUUCGAAUAUGUCCCAGAAUAUCUACCAUACAUGCACCCAGAACUAAAUGAAGAAGAACCUGAAGAUACAAACCAAUCAGCAAGACCAGCCAGCCCAGAAAGACUACAGGUGGAGCCACCAGUUGUAGAAUUGAGCCCAAGUCCUGGUGACAAAAGGCCGGUACCUAGUCCAGGUGAUGGUUCAGUCCCACCAUUUAAAAGACAAAGGUUGACAACAUCGCAGCCUUUGCCAGAAGAAGCUUCCCAGUCGCAAUAUGAGAUGACCAGUGUUGUGAUGACUCAUAGUGGUAUACUUUCUCCCAUCAGGGAGGGCAAGGUGCCGGACUCCAAGGCCCCUCCUGCGGGCUUCAAACAGAUUGUCAUUGUUCGGCAGAAAAACGCUGGACAAGCUUCAACACCGGGAAUUCAUUUGCCGACAGAUGCAUCUGUUAUUAAGCUAGACUUUAACAAAGAUCCAAACAAAGGCGGUCAUAUCGUUGAAGUUGGAAACAAAGAGAAGGAUGCAGGAGCUUUUGACUUUGACCUAAAUGAUCCAGAGUAUAAACCAAAGGCAAAGAAGAAAUUGAAAGAAUUUAAACGGGAUAAGUUAUCACAGAAACCAUUCAAAAUAAAAAGAGGUCCAGGACGGCCACGUUCUCCAGGGAGAGCAGCUGUAGUUCACACUAAAGGAUCAAUUGGAUUUUCAAAGAUAUCAGCUGUUUCAGGAACAAAUCCAAUGGCUACAGCAGGACAGGAAGGACCCAUAGAUUUGUCUCUUAAGCCCACACCUCCUCCACCGAACAUCAGUGUUGUCAAAACAGAGGAUCAGGGGAAGGAACCAGAACUCUUGAAAUAUUUGGAUUACCGACCGAAAGUGACAGCUCUAAGUAAACAGCAAGAACGCGAUUAUGAGGACACAAUAGAUUCCGUUAUAGGGAAUAAGUGUUCAGAACCAGACUUUGAAAAAUCAGUGCACAAAGAGCCAACCGUUUCAAAAGAGAAGAAAUCAAAAGCAGUGGAUGAGUGGCGUGUGAGUCACAUCAGCGAAUCUUAUAUUAAAGAAGAUGAGGAAGAGAGCGAAAAUAAAACAGAGCCUUCGUCACGAUCUGAACCAGACGGUUCAUUUACUUCUCCACCACCAACUACCAUUGCCCCUCAUCUUAAAUUUUUGAUUGGGUCAGGAACAUCAGUAAGCCCAAGACCUAGGGGUCGCCCAAGAGGUAGUGGAAGUGGAUUUUAUAGAAGCUAUGCUGGUAGGUCACCAGUGAGCGGAAGACGGGGAAGGCCACCGUUGCACAGAGGUAGCCCGGGACGGCCACCACUCAAUCGCAGUCCUGGAAGACCACCUCUGAAUAGAAGUCCAGGUCGUCCACCCUUGAACCGAAGUCCAGGCAGACCAAGUAGUGGGCGAAGUCCAGGAAGACCAAAAGGUUCUGGUUUGAGUCCACGACCAAGAGGCAGACCGAGGGGAUCAAAGAGCCCUAGAAGUAGGGGAGCAAGUCCAAGAGGAGGAAGCCCUAGAGCUAUUUCUCACCUGAAGUUUGAUGAAAACAAUGACUCAAAUGAUUCUAGUACGCAUAUUUUCAAGCUGGAUAACACAGAUUCAGAAGCCACUCUGUUUGAGUUUCCAUCACGAUCACCAGCUUCAAAGUCACCUGAGAAAAAGGUAUCGCCUGUUCCGAUUAGCAGGACACCAUCAGCAGAAGAUAGAUCUUCAUCUAUGCCAAGUCCAGCACCGACAGAACCGGCUGAAUCAUCUGGCUCAAGGGAUGUCUCCCCUGGAAUGUCUCCAGGAUCAGUUCGAUCAAUACCUUUUGGACGAGAACCAGCAUCUGAUGACAAUACACAUUUUCCUUCAUCGAAAGAAUCUUCCCCAGCAAAGGAUCUGCUCAUGAGAGAUAUAAGUAAAGAGAGGUCAUGGGAGGCUGAAAGGGAGAUAAAACAAGAACGAGAUUUUGAUCACAAAGACAAAUAUGAUAAAGAAAAGAGCUGGGAAAGAGAUUACAAAGACAGCAGUAGCGAAAGAGAUUAUAAAGAACAUAUUAGAGAUAAAGAAAUAAGUGGAUAUAAGAAAGAACAUAAAGAAAAGAAUAGAGAUAAUCGCGAUAAAGAAAGAGAUCACAAAGAUCGCAGCAAAGAAAGAGAUAGGGAACUUAAAGAACAUCAUAGAGAUAGAGAUCAUAAAGAACAUUACAGAGAAAAAGAGCAGAGGGAAUAUAGCAGAGAUAGAGAGUACAAUAAAGAAAGAGAACAUAAAGAGCACAGGGACAGGGAAAAAGACAGAGAUUAUAAAGAGCAUAAUAGAGAUAAAGACAUCAAGGAGAAAGAACAUAAAGAACAUUACAGGGAUAGAGAUUAUAAAGAGCAUAGUAUGGACAGAGAUUACAAAGAGCACAGCAGAGAAAGAGAUCGUAAAGAACACAGUAAGGAGAGAGAACAUAAAGAACACAGUAAAGACAGAGAGCAUAAAGAACACAGUAGAGAUAGGGAAAGUAAAGAGCAUAGUAAAGAUAGGGACAGAGAUAGAUCAAAGGAACACAGGAAAGAUAAAAAGAAAAAGAAGAAGAAAAACAAGGAUAGAGAGAAGGAGAAAGAAGAUGACAAAGAGAAGAAAGAGAAACAUAAGGAGAAAAAAGAGAAGGAUCGAGAGAAAGAACAGAGGGAAGAGUCUCCGUCAGUAGUGCCUCUUCAAAAGUUGAAGAUAAAAUUUGGCGGUGGAUCAUCGUCAUCGCCCAAGUCAUUCAGUAUCACUACUGCUAAACCUGAGGCAUCACCAAAGCCAGGGUCAGUGUCACCAGUGAGUCGACCAGAAAUUCCAAAAUUGAAAUUCAAAAUGUUACCACCAAAACCUGAUGCUUCUGCAGAAGGGGACCAGUCAUGGGUAUCCUCCAUCAAAAAAGAAAAAUCGGCAACUCCAAAACACGAAUCUAUGAUAACUGAUUCACCCAGAGCAUCGCCUGGUCCAGGAUCAAGGACAGUCUCCCCAAAGCCUAAAUACAGUACUGCUAGUGGUUCAGACAAUUCUGAUGACGAUGAUGCAAAUGAGAAAGGAAAUAAAUCAGGUGAAGAGGAGAGGACUGUGUCUGUUGUGAAAGGAAAAGUCAUUGUAAAGAAACCUGGGAAAAGAGGAAAACGAAAAGGAUCAGGAAAGAAAGGAAGACCAAAAGGAGAUGGGUUUAAAAAAGAAGAAUCUGGUUUAUUGUUUGGCGAGCAUAAUGAAGGACUCGUGGCGGCCAUUAAGAGAGAGUCUGAAAAAGAGGCUUCUCCAAUUUCACCUCCAUUUUCUCCACAAAAUGUGCCAUCCCCUAUCACUAUCCCUGCCCUAAAAGCUGCUCCUCCCCCACCAUCUCCUCCCCAACCUGCUAAGAAAAUAUCCCCUCCAAAACCAAGGUCUUUGCUGAAAGAGCAGAAGCCAAUGUCCCCACUUGUGAAGGAAUCAUUAACACCUAAACCUUUGCCUGUACCAGUAGCUAAAACAGUUAAAGUUGUCAAAUCGCCCCGUAAAGUGUCGCCUAAGAAAUCACCAAAAAUCUCACCAACAUCGAAAAAGAAGGGGAGCAUGUCUCCUCCUAAAACAUCACCCAUAAAAUCAUUACCGUUCACUGACUUCCCAACAGUGAGAACCCCGUCGCCACGACGUAACUCAAGUCCAUCACCCUCACUCCCUUCGUCACCAAUGUAUUCCCCAGCUUCCUCACCAGCACGGGAUUCUCCUCUUCAUUUCCAGAUACCUCCUACCCCAGCAGCUUUUCCAUCUCGUACCCAUUCACCUUCACCCUCGCCCAUAUCCCGACAGAUAUCAACAGAUGAUGAAAUUGAAUCCAGCUCCUCAAGUAAACAACCAAUGCCACCACCAGAGUUACCACCAAUGCCUCCUACCUCUGCUCAGAAGCGUGCCCAAAGAACAGUUAUUACAGAGACUGUAGGGACAUUUGUGAAUGAAUCUGGUGAGAAGAUAUGGAUAUGUCCGGCAUGUACGAUGCAGGAUGAUGGUAGCCCGAUGAUAGGCUGUGACAUCUGUGAUGAAUGGUAUCACUGGGUUUGUGUUGGUAUAGAGAAGGAACCGAGUGAGGACUCAUCCUGGUACUGUCCAAAAUGUAUGAAACCCAACAAAUCUAAGAGCAAAAGAGGACGGAAAAAGAAAAAAGUUUGAUUGACCUUAAAACGACUUGACCUUAAAAUGACAAACCUGAUUGUCCCUAAAAGGACAAUACUGAGUGAAGCUUUAGGACGAGCAAGAAGAAUUUGAUAGCAUAAUGUGUACAGAAUUGAAAACAAGGGAUAUGUGGAAUGGAUAGGACAUGAGAUUAUUCAUUUAAGGUCAUGUGAUUAUUCAUUCUAGGUUAUGUGAUGAACCACUUAAGUUCAUUUGAUGCACAUAGGUUUUGACUGAGUUUAUGCAAUCAGUGUGAAUAUAUCAAAAAUGGCAUGAAAUUCCGUUGUGGUAUGGUGGUGAAACAUCUAGUGAUAGUUAGCCUUUAAAUCCUUUUCAUUCACUCUUUAGAACAAUUAUAAAAGCAAUUGAAUAAUUGGUGAUAAUCUAAGUUCAAAUUAAAAUAGUAAGUUAUUAAAUCCUUAAAUUUAAGAUAUUUGUGAUUAGAAAAAUAUUUUGGUGAUUGAUGUGGUAGUGAUAACAUUGACAUUCAAAUAUACAAGUUAUUGUGUUGGCAGCUAUUGAUUAUGGCAUGUAUAAUGAUUUAUUGCAACAAUUUAGAAUAGUGCUAUAUUGUAUAAAAUGUAAUAUUAUUGUACUGUGUACAGUAUUAAUUUCUAAAAUAAAUGUGCAAUCAACAA